UUCACAAAUUGCCACCACCAACAAUGCAAUAUGGACAUAAAACGAGGGGCAAUAAGGUAAUGAAGCCAAUAUAUACCGAACUUUCUUCUUCUCUCUUUAACUCAAAAUAUAUCUUCACCUCUUCAACACUCCCAAUUCCCAAACAAAACCUCUGUUUCACUCUCUCCGUUCGUUAAUGGCAUCCGAGGAAGAAAUCCUCUCUGUUUUCGAUUGCUACUGGUUUGAGUUCAAAGUCUUCACUUCAAAACCUCCCAUUCCAACCCCUAAACCAAACCCAGUUCUUGAAAACAACGGAAACUCAAAGCUCUCUUCCGUUCCUACCCUCCACAGUAGAUCCCUCAGUGACCAUUGCUUGAGCUCUACAGACUUUCUCUCUCCAAAAUCAGUCCUGAACACUCCGAGGCUCCAGAAGAUACUUUCCGGCAAAGAUGUGAGAGAAUUCUCGGAACCCGUAUCGAAACAAGGAGCGAUCGAGGCGUCGAUCAAGAAAACAGGGGGUGAAAUCAAGAAAAGGAGAAGAAAACAGGGGAGAGUUGGUAGCAGCAGUAAGAGCUUACCAGAGCUUGAAUUCGAGGAGCUAAAAGGGUUUAUGGACUUGGGUUUUGUUUUCUCCAAAGAGGAUAAGGUAAAUUCGAGCUUGGUUUCGAUUAUUCCGGGGUUACAGAGACUGGGAAGAAAAGCCGGGAGCAGUUUCGAAGAAGAAGAUGAAGGGAAGGAAGUUGUUGAGGUUGAUGUUCCUAGGCCUUAUCUAUCUGAAGCAUGGGAUCAUGUUUUGAGUAUUGGGCAGAGGAAUAGCAAGGUGGAGAUUAUUAAUCCAGUGGUGGAUUGGAGAAUUCCAUCACUUGGCAAUGAAAUGGAAAUUAAAGAUCAGCUUAGGAUUUGGGCUCAAACUGUUGCAUCUACUGUCAGAUAAUGAACACCAAUCGGUAGAGUUUUUGAAUUUUUUUUUUCUUUUAUGUUUUGUACAGUGUUGUGAUGGAGAUUUCACACUUUUCGGUGAUGAUUUUUUUUGGGUAAAAAUUCAGUGGCUUUUCAUUUGAAAGUUUGUCUGUGAAUAAUGAUGAGGGAGAAAUUGAUAUGAAUUUGGUGGUCAA
Messenger RNA from Rhododendron vialii, 1094 nucleotides. RefSeq lists its product as uncharacterized. Lineage: Eukaryota; Viridiplantae; Streptophyta; Magnoliopsida; Ericales; Ericaceae. Bases 176 to 913 code for a protein of 245 amino acids. The transcript has a single exon. The record is from RefSeq and is a predicted model, not a curated record.